Molecule: messenger RNA, 1108 nt
Organism: Xenia sp. Carnegie-2017
Lineage: Eukaryota; Metazoa; Cnidaria; Anthozoa; Malacalcyonacea; Xeniidae
Product: sorting nexin-29-like
Exons: 9
Coding region: 140-787 (215 amino acids)
Source: RefSeq, a predicted model, not a curated record
CAAUAAUACUGUCGUGUAUCGUGGAUAUUUUUUACAUGUAGAAAACACUUUGUAUUUUCUCAUAACUUUCUUGAUGCUAGCAUGGGUGGUGAGAGUUGAUAUGUGGUGAUAUCAAGCGAUCAUAAGUUCAGUGGAGAUUAUGUUGAACUUGGCAAGUGUAGAUAUUACAAAGCAAGCAAUUAUUGAUCGCUUGUUGGAUGGAGUAAAGCAAUGUCAGGUACGAUUUGGUAGUACAACCGAAUUGGCUUCUGAGAAGGAUAGCAGAAUCUCUUGUCUUCGUGAGCAAUGGAACAUUGUUCUUCAAUUUGGCAUUAAAUCCACAAAAAAGAUAAAUUCUUUAAGGCAGGUGUUAAUGAGAUCUGAAGGUCAAUCUGUGUUCUGGCUAUUUAUCAAGGAACAUCUUAGCUCUAGUGAAAUAAAGACAUAUAAUUCUUUACAUAAUGUAAUGACAGAUGUUGGUAGAGCUCAAGCAUGGCUUAGGUCUAGUUUAAACGAGCAAUCACUGGAGAAAUAUCUUCAUAGCUUCAUUGGGCAUAAACAAUUGCUUUUUCAGUAUUAUGAGCAAGAUGCAUUAUUAUUGGAUGAUGAACGAUCUAGUAUGUUACCAAUGAUGGCUGCUGGCUUAAGUUCAAUUCUUUUUGCAAUUGACAUUGACAAAGCUGAGUUUAACUCUAUUACUGUACAGAUUCCAGGCAAUAUCAGCCAAGCAGUUUCUCGUCCAACAUCAAUAUGGGCUGUACCAUCACCAAUGUAUGCAACGUCAGGAGCUCCUGGUGAAGUUUGUUAAAUACAACAUUUUAAGAAAAUAAAGAUUUGAUCUGAAUUUCAUUUUUCUCUCCUGAUCAAAAAUAUCCCUUUUAUCCCUAAUUAUCCCUACCAUUCAUCUCAUAUAUUGCUAAUCUUAUCAUUCCUUAACCACACAUGUCAUUUAUUCCUUGUAAUCCCCCAACCUUGCGUUCUCCUUAAACUUUAUUAUCCCAUUAUUACAUGUCUUCAUUUAUCCCUUAACUAUACCUGUUGUUUAUUCAUCCCUUAUCAUCCCUUAACCGCGCGUCCUCAUUUAUUCUUUAUCAUACUUGAACAAUGCGUAGUCAUUUAUCCUCGCGCG